Molecule: messenger RNA, 849 nt
Organism: Racocetra fulgida
Lineage: Eukaryota; Fungi; Glomeromycota; Glomeromycetes; Diversisporales; Gigasporaceae
Source: the annotation of a GenBank genome assembly
AUGGACGAUUAUCGUCGUUAUCGCAACGUCAAAGACAACUCCGCUACGAGAGAGGACCUCUUCUCUGGCGCUACUAACCAAUACGGUGGAGGGUAUGGUCAACAGGGUGGAUAUCAAUAUCCACCACCUGGCGGACAAUAUCCGCCGCCUGGUGGAUAUGGUUAUGGUGGUUACAAUGAUCCUUAUGGACGACAGCAACAAGAAACAGAAGAAGACGUUGAAGAGAUUAAGUCUCAAAUUCGAGCUACUAAAAUAGACUCUUUAGCCUCUACUCAACGGUCUCUGCAGAUGAUCAAUGAUGCAGAGGAGUCAGCACAAAAUACCUUGAAUAAGCUUGGAGAACAAAAACGAAUAAAUUACACGGAACGCCAAAUGGAUCUUGCUGGGGCACAUGCAGAACGUGCAGCUGAACAAGCUGCCAAAUUGAAAAAAGUUCGCAAUCCAUUCACCAAAAAGAAACGUGAAGCAGCUGAACUAGCAAGAGUUCAAGCGAUGCAAGAACAACAAAGGGCCAGUAGAGAGCAUAUGAGAACUGGCAAUUACGAAUCACAAAAAAGAAUUAACGAAGCUAUAAAACAGAGUGAUAAAGCUAGUAGUCGUGGAAAGACUCCAUCAUCAAAUAGAAGUAGAUUCCAAUUCGAGGCAGAUGAAGAAGAUGAAAAUAUAGAAAAUCAACUUGACAAUAAUUUGGAUAUGCUUUCGCAUGGGUUGACUCGUUUGAAUCAUAUGGCUAAAGCGGCUGGAGACGAAGUGAGGAAACAAAAUGAAGUUUUGGAUCGUAUUUCUGAUAAGACAGUUGGAUUGGAUAAUCGUAUUACUGGAACAACCCACACGUUAAAGAAGAUUUAA